This is a messenger RNA of Vicugna pacos (alpaca), 3730 nucleotides long. Lineage: Eukaryota; Metazoa; Chordata; Mammalia; Artiodactyla; Camelidae. The record is from RefSeq and is a predicted model, not a curated record.
GAGGAGAACACUGGAGCUGUAUUCUGUUUGAUGCCAAGAUACGCCAAGCUAGGAGCACUCUCCUCCUUUCUCAUCCACCAAGAACAGGCCUGCAGGACUUGGGGACCAAGACCAGAGCUUUGCUGCACCCUGGCCACUCCCUGCCAUCUGUGAGCGUGGCCUGUGCCGGCAACUGAGCAUUGCCUGAGGGGCGGGAGCACCAAUAUGGUUCAGCCCAUUGGCCGCCCUCAGCCACCCCGCUGCUGAAGCUUCCCUGGAGAGACUUGUGGGGGCUGCUCUGCCCAUGCUUCCCCAGGCUGUGGGGCCAGGGGCCCGCCAAGGCUAGGAGUGGGACCUGCCAUUCAUGGGUCUCUAGGAAUUUCCGAGAUGCCUGGGAAGAGGGGCCGGGGCUGGUGGUGGGCCCGGCUGCCCCUCUGCCUGCUCCUCAGCCUUUAUGGGUCCUGGGUGCCUUCCUCCUUGGGGAAGCCCAAAGGCCACCCCCACAUGAAUUCUAUCCGCAUAGAUGGUGACAUCACUCUGGGAGGCCUGUUCCCGGUGCAUGGCCGGGGCUCAGAGGGCAAGGCCUGUGGCGAACUCAAGAAGGAAAAGGGCAUCCACCGGUUGGAGGCCAUGCUCUUUGCCCUAGAUCGCAUCAACAAUGAUCCGGACCUGCUGCCCAACAUCACGCUGGGCGCCCGCAUUCUGGACACCUGCUCCAGGGACACCCAUGCCCUCGAGCAGUCACUGACCUUUGUGCAGGCGCUCAUCGAGAAGGACGGCACGGAGGUCCGCUGUGGCAGUGGCGGCCCACCCAUCAUCACCAAACCUGAGCGCGUGGUGGGUGUCAUUGGUGCUUCAGGGAGUUCGGUCUCCAUCAUGGUGGCCAACAUCCUUCGUCUCUUCAAGAUCCCCCAGAUCAGCUACGCCUCCACAGCCCCCGACCUGAGUGACAACAGCCGGUACGACUUCUUCUCCCGCGUGGUGCCCUCGGACACGUACCAGGCCCAGGCCAUGGUGGACAUCGUCCGUGCCCUCAAGUGGAACUACGUGUCCACGCUGGCCUCGGAGGGCAGCUACGGUGAGAGCGGCGUGGAAGCCUUCAUCCAGAAGUCCCGAGAGGACGGGGGUGUGUGCAUCGCCCAGUCAGUCAAGAUACCACGGGAACCGAAGCCCGGGGAGUUUGACAAGAUCAUCCGGCGCCUCCUGGAGACCUCGAACGCCAGGGCGAUCAUCAUCUUUGCCAAUGAGGACGACAUCAGGCGUGUGCUGGAGGCAGCACGGAAGGCCAACCAGACAGGCCACUUCUUCUGGAUGGGCUCGGACAGCUGGGGCUCCAAGAUCGCACCUGUGCUGCACCUGGAGGAGGUGGCUGAGGGGGCUGUGACCAUCCUCCCCAAGAGGAUGUCCGUGCGAGGCUUUGACCGCUACUUCUCCAGCCGCACGCUGGAUAACAACCGGCGCAACAUCUGGUUUGCUGAGUUCUGGGAGGACAACUUUCAUUGCAAGCUGAGCCGCCACGCACUCAAGAAGGGCAGCCACGUCAAAAAGUGCACCAACCGAGAGCGCAUUGGGCAGGACUCUGCAUACGAGCAGGAGGGGAAGGUGCAGUUUGUGAUUGACGCGGUGUACGCCAUGGGCCAUGCCCUGCACGCCAUGCACCGGGACCUGUGUCCAGGCCGUGUGGGGCUCUGCCCACGCAUGGACCCCGUGGACGGCACCCAGCUGCUCAAGUACAUCCGCAGCGUCAACUUCUCAGGCAUCGCGGGGAACCCAGUGACCUUCAAUGAGAAUGGAGACGCACCAGGGCGCUAUGACAUCUACCAGUACCAGUUGCGCAACGGCUCUGCCGAGUACAAGGUCAUUGGCUCCUGGACUGACCACCUGCACCUCAGAAUAGAGCGGAUGCACUGGCCGGGGAGUGGGCAGCAGCUGCCCCGCUCCAUCUGCAGCCUGCCCUGCCAGCCAGGCGAGCGGAAGAAGACAGUGAAGGGCAUGCCCUGCUGCUGGCACUGUGAGCCCUGCACGGGGUACCAGUACCAGGUGGACCGCUACACCUGCAAGACGUGUCCCUACGACAUGCGGCCCACAGAGAACCGCACAGGCUGCCAGCCCAUCCCCAUCAUCAAGCUUGAGUGGGACUCGCCUUGGGCCGUGCUGCCCCUCUUCCUGGCCGUGGUGGGCAUCGCCGCCACACUCUUCGUGGUGAUCACCUUCGUGCGCUACAACGACACGCCCAUUGUCAAGGCCUCGGGCCGCGAGCUGAGCUAUGUGCUGCUGGCGGGCAUCUUCCUGUGCUACGCCACCACUUUCCUCAUGAUCGCUGAGCCUGACCUGGGUACCUGCUCCCUGCGCCGGAUCUUCCUGGGGCUUGGCAUGAGCAUCAGCUAUGCAGCCCUGCUCACCAAGACCAACCGCAUCUACCGCAUCUUCGAGCAGGGCAAGCGGUCGGUCAGCGCCCCUCGCUUCAUCAGCCCCGCCUCGCAGCUAGCCAUCACCUUCAGCCUCAUCUCCCUGCAGCUGCUGGGCAUCUGUGUGUGGUUUGUGGUGGACCCCUCCCACUCGGUGGUGGACUUCCAGGACCAGCGGACGCUCGACCCCCGCUUCGCCAGGGGCGUGCUCAAGUGCGACAUCUCGGACCUGUCGCUCAUCUGCCUGCUGGGCUACAGCAUGCUGCUUAUGGUCACGUGCACCGUGUAUGCCAUCAAGACGCGCGGCGUGCCCGAGACCUUCAACGAGGCCAAGCCCAUCGGCUUCACCAUGUACACCACCUGUAUUGUCUGGCUCGCUUUCAUCCCCAUCUUCUUUGGCACCUCGCAGUCAGCUGACAAGCUGUACAUCCAGACGACGACGCUGACGGUCUCGGUGAGUCUGAGCGCCUCGGUGUCCCUGGGGAUGCUCUACAUGCCCAAGGUCUACAUCAUCCUCUUCCACCCGGAGCAGAACGUGCCCAAGCGCAAGCGCAGCCUCAAAGCUGUCGUCACCGCCGCCACCAUGUCCAACAAGUUCACGCAGAAGGGCAGCUUCCGGCCCAACGGCGAGGCCAAGUCCGAGCUCUGCGAGAACCUGGAAACCCCAGCGCUGGCCACUAAACAGACCUACGUCACCUACACCAACCAUGCAAUCUAGCUAGGCCACUGGAGCCGCACAGGAGGAGGAGGACGGAGACCCUCGUGGAUGGUGCGUCGGGCCAGGGCCAUGCCCAGGGGCCCCGCUGAUGUCCUCCCUGCCCGUGGGCGCCCAUGGAUGUGGCUUGGUGCUGAGGACAGCAGAGCCCCCGGUGGUCACUGCUGGGCAGCCUGGGCAAGCCGGGUGGGUGACAGGAGGUGGAUGAGGGGCCGAGGCCGCUUCAGGCCACCCCAAGAUCCUGUGUCUUGGACCAAGGCCCCUCUCAGCCCCAAACCACAGGGGCUCAGGUUGUGGGGGCCCUAGUGCUGUCCCGUGUCCCUGCCUGUCCUAUUGGUGACCUCUGUCUGUCUCGAUCCCUGUCUUAAUUUUCUCUUCUCUCCUCGAAGCACCUUUUCUCUCUCUGUGUCUCUAUCUUCUUUCUGCCUCUGCCUUUUCUCCCUCACGCGGUCUCCACCUCCAGCGCUCCGUUGUCUUUCCACUGGUCCUCCACCCGGUCUCUCCUCUUGUGCACUUUUAUUUCCCGUCCUCAGCCCUCUGCUCGUCUUCAUUUAGGUCCACCGUUGCUCUCUCUCCCUGCUGUCUUUUCCUGAUUCACCAAAUCUUCCAUGCCACAAAAGAGAAAAAA